GAGAGAGAGAGAGAGAAUGGUUUUUCUAAAGCAAAUAGAUUGGGUUUUGUACCAGCUCUUAGCAAACACAUUCUACAGGGCUGCUAGGAAGGUAUGCAACUAUGAUGUCCUGUUUAGGAAUCCUUCCCUUAGGACACACAAAGGUACCAUUUACCCUAGUGUAAGCAAGUGUCCUCUUGAAUGUAGGGCAACCAAGACAUUGGUUUGUGACAUCCAUGGCACCUUGCUAAGGUCACCUUCUUUCUUCCCAUACUUCAUGUUGGUUGCAUUUGAAGGUGGUAGCAUUUUUAGAGCCUUUUUGUUGCUUCUAGCAUCCCCCCUCAUGUGGGUUUUGGGCAAUGAGAUUGGAUUGAGGGUCAUGAUCUUUCUUACAUUCAGUGGCCUUAGAUCGAAGGAUAUGGAGGGUGUGGGAAGAGCAGUGCUACCCAAGUUCUUCCUUGAGGAUCUUAACCUCAAGGUCUAUGAGGUGUUGGCCUCAUCAGAGAGGAGGGUUGUUUUGACAAGUGUCCCUAGAUUGAUGGUUGAAGGGUUUUUGAAGGAGUAUCUGAAAGUGGAUGAUGUUUUGGGGACUGAGUUGCAAGUUGUUGGGGGCUUUUUUACUGGUUUUCUCACUGCUUCUGGACUGCUUGUGAAACACAAGGCUUUCAAAGAGAUCUUUGGAGAGAGUAGGCCUGAUGUUGGCAUUGGUGGAUGCAAUCUACAAGACCACCUCUUCAUUUCCCUUUGUAAGGAAGCUUAUGUGGUGAACAAAGACGACAGAAAGACCAGUGCAAGCACGGUCAUGCCAAGAGAGAAAUACCCAAAACCUUUGGUAUUCCAUGAUGGACGGCUAGCUUUCUUGCCAACACCAAUGGCCACAUUAUCCAUGUUCUUGUGGCUGCCACUAGGAAUACCCAUAGCCAUCUUCAGAUUGCUGGUUGGGAUCUUUCUCCCUUACAACAUAGCCAUCUUGGUUGUGUCAUGGACUGGUUUACACAUCAGGGUCAAAGGGUGGGCCCCACCAAAACCCAGUCAAAGAAAAGGGGUCUUGUAUGUCUGUACACAUAGGACUCUUUUGGAUCCGAUAUUCCUAAGUACAGUGCUACAAAAGCCUGCGACUGCAGUCACAUACAGCCUAAGCAAGAUGUCUGAAGUCAUUGCACCAAUCAGAACCGUUAGAUUGACAAGAGACAGGGACCAAGAUGGAGAAACCAUGCAAAGGUUGCUGAAUGAAGGUGAUCUGGUGGUCUGCCCUGAAGGGACCACAUGUAGAGAGCCAUAUCUAUUGAGGUUCAGCUCUUUGUUUGCCGAAUUAACGGAUGAGAUUGUUCCUGUGGCUAUGGACACUCAUGUUACCAUGUUCUAUGGGACUACAGCAAGUGGGCUCAAGUGCUUGGACCCCAUCUUCUUCUUGAUGAACCCUUUUCCUGCCUAUGGUGUGGGAUUUCUUGGGAAGGUGCCCAGGGAGCUAACGUGCGCUGGGGGCAGGACAAGCUGUGAUGUGGCCAACCAUAUACAGAGGCAGCUGGCUGAUGCAUUGGGGUUUGAGUGCACUACACUUACUAGGAGGGACAAGUACAUGAUGCUUGCAGGGAAUGAAGGGGUGGUCCAUCAUAACAACAACCGUUGAUUUUGAGUGAGAGAGAGAGAGUGAGUGAUUUUUACUGUUGAUUUCUUUAUUAUUCUCUUAUAAGGUUUGCUUGAAUGCUUCACGAAUUUCAAUAAGAUACAUCAGACCUCUAGCUAUUGAA
Messenger RNA from Magnolia sinica, 1730 nucleotides. RefSeq names its product glycerol-3-phosphate acyltransferase 1-like. Gene Ontology annotation, molecular function: phosphatase activity; glycerol-3-phosphate 2-O-acyltransferase activity. The record is from RefSeq and is a predicted model, not a curated record. The transcript has 2 exons. Bases 17 to 1609 code for a protein of 530 amino acids. Gene Ontology annotation, biological process: cutin biosynthetic process. Lineage: Eukaryota; Viridiplantae; Streptophyta; Magnoliopsida; Magnoliales; Magnoliaceae. Gene Ontology annotation, cellular component: membrane.